Leucoraja erinaceus (little skate) is the source of this 1793-nucleotide messenger RNA. RefSeq names its product abhydrolase domain containing 14B (gene abhd14b). The transcript is spliced from 4 exons. The coding region runs from base 183 to 812 and encodes 209 amino acids. The record is from RefSeq and is a predicted model, not a curated record. Gene Ontology annotation, cellular component: cytoplasm. NCBI's taxonomy places the organism in Eukaryota, Metazoa, Chordata, Chondrichthyes, Rajiformes, Rajidae.
AGGCUGGUCGCGAACAGCAGGGGGCGCAGCCGCAAGCCAUCUCCAUUGCUGCUCCCGGUCCCGGGGUGAGCUGGAGAUCAGCAGUGUGGUGCGGAGCAAAGAUCUCGCUAUAGGAUCUUUGGUGCGGAGUGGGAAACUUCAACACUCCACUCAAAGAGGAUUUGAUUGCAUUGCUGGUGACCAUGGCGGCUCCUGAGGUUAAGGAAGGCAAGGUGGAAUUUGAAGGACAGGAGCUGUUUUACAUACGAGUGAGCCCCACUGAGCAGCCCCCCAGACUCUCUGUCCUGCUCCUCCAUGGCAUUAAUUUCUCCUCAAAGACUUGGCUGGAUCUUGGAACGCUCCAUAAGCUGGCAGAGGCUGGAUACCAGGCUGUGGCUAUUGACCUACCAGGCAGAGGCAAGUCGAAUGAAUCCACUGCUCCAACCAGUGUCGGAGAUCUGGCUCCUGACAGUUUCCUGCUGGACGUACUGAAGAGUUUGGAGCUGGGUCCGGUGGUGAUAGUCAGUCCAUCACUGAGUGGGAUGUACUCACUGCCAUUCCUAUUUGGCCACAGUGAUAUGGUGAAGGGCUUCAUUCCUGUGGCUCCCAUCUGCACAGAGAAGUUCUCCCACGAGCAGUACAGGAAUGUACAGACCCCAACACUGAUAGUCUACGGUGGUGCGGAUAAGCCAAUGGGAGAGACGUCAUUCAACAAUCUGAAAAACCUGUCUAACCACAAGGUGCACAUAAUGAAGGAGGCACUCCAUGCCUGUUACAUGAGUAAUUCCGAGGAAUGGCAUCAGACAGUGCUGGAGUUCCUGCAGGGUCUGUGAUAAACCACCUUGGACAGAGACCACAGCAGUAGAAAUAGUGAUUUAUAUUAAUCAUUCAUUUAUUAAUGCACCAAUAAGAAAACAUUUUUAGUCCCCUAUAUCUUUCCUCCAAUGUUGCAGAUUUAUUACAACUUCUGACCUUAUGGUCAGACCUUCAUGCCAAUCCACCUGUGCUCACCAGCACUUAGGUGUGUGAAUAUAGGUGACUCUGAACUGUGCACAGAAACAUCACAAUUUCAGCAUCUGCAGUCCCUGUGUCAGGUUACUUUUGUUUCCUUCAGUCAUGCUACAUAAAUUCAUCAAAAGGAAUGUGUGAAGAAAGGCUUUUACUCUUCUGUGUCCAGUUAUUGGCUGAAAGGUUACCCAUGCAGUUUGCUGCAGGAUUCAGUGAAUUCAGUCUAUUAAGGCAGCAACUGUACCAUAGCACCAAUGGGCUGGGCAUGCAUCAUCUAGAAGCAAGAGUGGGAGGUGCAUGUUGAACUUCACCAUACAACUCCAAGGCUGCCAGUUGAGGGUUGUGAUGGUCAACUCUGUUAUAGUCUAGUCUCUCCAAAAAAGGUUGCAGUUAGCCAAGCUCAAUUUAGUGGGGAGAAUAGAGUGUUGAUACUACUCGUCGCACAUGUGGAAGAUCCUGUCAAUGUAUCAAUGCAGUUUGAAAUUGUCACUCCAAGUCUUACAGCUACUGUCUUUAACUUGAUAGCAGCCUAUACCUGUUAUUCAUGCUAUACCUGUUAAUCAUGGGUAGGAGACAAGAACACCUGUUGGACACAAAUUCAUAUAAAAUGGCAUGUAUGGAGUCAGAUGUUGCUAGACAGCUCGUUCAUUAAAACUCGUAUCCCAAAGCAUCUGGAGGUGAGACACUCAGUAAAAGUCAAAAACAUUUCCCCUUGAUCAGCCUUUCCAUAAUCACCUUGAUUAUUGGUAUAAACUCUAAUUACACGAACAUCGCACUAAUAUUAAAAAGAGCAAUUCAUAACCAAA